AUGACUCAACUGAACCUACUUCUCCUGCUCAUGGUUCUCAUGUGCUCUGUGGACACUUUUCUUCCACCGCCUUCAGACCCUCCGGAGUCGGUCCCGAGGAGAGAAGAUUUCGUGUCUCUCACUUGGUACAGGACCACUGCCCACAGACGACUGCAUUUGUCAGACGAUAAUCGAACAGCCACUCUGCUCGGCGAGACAGAGACGUACCCCAUCCACCACUAUUGCCCCCAAAGCACACAGGUCCUGGGCUCCACGCCUCUGACCGGCCGCUGCUACUUUGAGGUGCUCUGGAAUGACUGGGUAGACAUCUCUUUGGCCCAUAAACCUACGACCAACACUGACAGGAGACGAACACUCCAGGUCUACAACAACGGAGAGAUCGGCCAGAGGACAGCAGGCAUCAUCUCGGGGGUGGUGGGCGUCUUUCUGGACUACGACGCCGGGAUGUUGUCCUUUUACGAGAUCAUGGAUGAGGGGAGAGCAUCUCACCUCUACACCUUCAGGGAGACCUUCACCCAGCCGCUGUUCCCAGGUUUCGGGGUGUGGGUGGUGUAUGCUCAACGGUCAGUGGGGAACUCUGGGACUCUGCUGUCAUCCCCACGGAUUUCCCCAUAG
Messenger RNA from Knipowitschia caucasica, 615 nucleotides. NCBI's taxonomy places the organism in Eukaryota, Metazoa, Chordata, Actinopteri, Gobiiformes, Gobiidae. The record is from the annotation of a GenBank genome assembly.